AUGGCUGUUUCCAACACAGGGAUUACACAACUGCCAACACAGAAACUUCUUUUCUUUCAUCUUUUCAUGAUUUCCGUUUCCUUCUUCCUAAUAUUCCCUUGUGCAACCUCGUUAUCCUUCAACUUCACCGGCUUUGAUCGGAACAAAGGUCAAAUAUACUUCGAGAAAGAUGCUUUUGUUUCUCCGGAUCAAGUCAUCCAACUAACCAGAAACCUUCAGAAUGCUGCAAUGAAUUAUAGUUGGGGUCGGGCCACGUAUAUGAAGCAAUUGCACCUCUGGGAUAAGGUCUCCGGAAAUCUCACUGAUUUCACUACCAGUUUCACCUUUGUCAUUGAUUCGCAGAAGAACAAUCGGUAUGGUGAUGGGCUCGCGUUCUUCCUUGCUCCCAAUCGCGCACAGUUGCCUUCAAAAAUGACAGGAGGUAGCGGCCUUGGUAUUGUAAGUCCCAGCCAGGCGUUGAACACUAGAAAAAACCGUUUUGUUGCAGUGGAAUUCGAUACUUAUCGAAACGAUUGGGACCCAAGGUACCCAAUAAAGGAUCAUGUUGGUAUCAAUAUCAACUCCAUGAAAUCUGUCAAAAAUGCCGCAUGGUUGAAUAAUAUUCCGGAAGGUCAAACAAAUCAUGCUUCCAUCAAGUAUACCUCUGGUACCAAGAAUCUGAGUGUUGUUUUAAGGACUGGUAGGGGUAAUACAAGUUCCAUACAAAGUCUUUAUUACAUAGUUGAUUUACGGAAAUACUUGCCAGAAUUCGCAACUGUUGGCAUCUCAGCUGCAACGGGAAGGUAUUUUGAGAUACACGGCAUUCAUUCGUGGAGUUUUAAUUCAACUCUAGAAACUCUUCCGCAUCCUCCAGAAACAGGAGCUGAAAUUCCCAAUCCCCCGGAAACAGUAGCUGAACCCCCCAAUCUUCCAAAAAUUGGAGAUGAAAGUAAUAAAGGACUAGUGGUGGGAUUGGGUGUUUGUGCAUUUGUUGUGGUGGUUGGGUUGGGUGGGACUGUGUUUUACUUGUGCAGGAAGAAGAACGAAGGGGGAAUUGAAGAUGAUAAUGAUUUUGACCUGGCAAUGGACCACGAAUUUGAGAAGGGCACUGGACCUAGGAAGUUUUCAUUUGAUGAAUUAGCUCUUGCCACAAGUAACUUUUCAGAGGGAGAGAAGCUUGGAGAGGGAGGGUUUGGUAGGGUUUAUAGAGGUUUCUUAAGAGAACGGAGCUCCUAUAUUGCUGUUAAGAGGAUAUCAAGGAGGUCUAAACAAGGGAUGAAGGAGUACGCAUCUGAAGUAAAGAUCAUCAGUAGAUUAAGGCAUCGAAACUUGGUGCAGCUCAUGGGCUGGUGCCAUAAAAAGGGAGAGCUCGUAAUGGUUUACGAAUUCAUGCCUAACAACAGUUUGGAUUCUUGUUUGUUUGAAGCAAAAACCUUGUUGAGAUGGGCCAUGAGGUACAAAAUUGCUGUUGGAUUGGCUUUGGCAGUGCUCUACCUUCAUGAAGAAUGGGAACAAUGUGUGGUACAUAGGGAUAUCAAAUCGAGUAAUGUGAUGUUGGAUUCAGAUUUCAAUGCUAAGCUCGGAGAUUUUGGACUGGCUAGGUUUGUUGAUCAUGGGAAAGGGUCACAAACCACAGUUUUAGCUGGGACCAUGGGGUACAUGGCUCCUGAAUGUUUCAUGACCAGCAAGGCCAGCAAGGAAUCCGAUGUCUACAGUUUUGGGGUUGUUGUGUUAGAAAUUUGCUGUGGCAGAAGAUCGGUGGAACCCAAGGCUAAAGAAAAUCAGAUCAGAUUGGUGGAGUGGGUUUGGGGCCUCUAUGGAGUAGGAAAGCUUCUUGAAGCAGCUGAUCCAAGACUAUCUGCAGAUUUUGAUGAGCAACAAAUGAAACGAUUGAUGACUGUAGGGCUUUGGUGUGCUCAUCCAGAUUGCAAUCUUCGCCCUUCGAUAAGGCAAGCAAUUAAUGUCCUUAACUUCGAAGCAUCGCUCCCCGUUCUCCCUUCAAAGAUGCCGGUGCCAAUGUAUUUUUCUCCUCCAGUAAAUACGCCUGCAUUUUGGCCUACAACUUCCUAUAAUGCUACUAGCACUUCUAGAAUGGGCCAAACCAAGUUUUAG
Messenger RNA from Vitis riparia (riverbank grape), 2091 nucleotides. RefSeq names its product L-type lectin-domain containing receptor kinase IX.1-like. Gene Ontology annotation, cellular component: plasma membrane. Gene Ontology annotation, biological process: protein phosphorylation. Lineage: Eukaryota; Viridiplantae; Streptophyta; Magnoliopsida; Vitales; Vitaceae. Gene Ontology annotation, molecular function: carbohydrate binding; ATP binding; protein kinase activity. The record is from RefSeq and is a predicted model, not a curated record. The transcript has a single exon. The coding region runs from base 1 to 2091 and encodes 696 amino acids.